AUGGGCAGCUGUGCAUCUCAGAACGCCGUCCGCCCAGCGCCAAAUGUAGAGAAUGACCCACCAGCCGCAGUUGCCAAUUUGGCGGCCAAUGGUGCACAGCAGUUCGCCGUAAUUCAUCGGGUAUUGCAAGUCGGGGAUGCCCAACCAGCCCCCAAUUGGCAGCCGAGGCCACAAGCGGAAAGGCGGGCCGGAACUCCAAGGGCACCGAAUGGUCGCCAACGGAACUAUGUUGUUGUAAACCACCCAGCUCCACGCCCAAUGCCACAGGAUGUCCAGGUAAAUGCCUAA
Messenger RNA from Caenorhabditis briggsae, 288 nucleotides. The record is from RefSeq and is a predicted model, not a curated record. NCBI's taxonomy places the organism in Eukaryota, Metazoa, Nematoda, Chromadorea, Rhabditida, Rhabditidae. The transcript has 4 exons. The coding region runs from base 1 to 288 and encodes 95 amino acids.